AUGUUACCUACAUCCCCUGCAGCAAACGAAAACAUAAGCUCAGGUAUAAGCUUUAAUGUCGAUCAAAAAAUGAAGAGCACUAAACACGUCAAAGGUUUUUCAAAUGCUUUGAUAUCUGAAGUGAAAAUAAAAGUGUCAGUUCGAGAAAAAAUUGUAUUACACUUGGCACGAAAUCAAAGCUCUAUAAAUCAAAUGCAAUAA
Messenger RNA from Clunio marinus, 201 nucleotides. NCBI's taxonomy places the organism in Eukaryota, Metazoa, Arthropoda, Insecta, Diptera, Chironomidae. The record is from the annotation of a GenBank genome assembly.